GUGAAUCGGAAGAGCCACAAAAGUGAACAAGUGAUCGUAAAAUUCUUUUAAAUAUUUAAUUUUGUUUAAGACUUAGAAAAAUUUACAGAUAUUUUCUCAAGUUUAAAACACUUUGAAAAAAAAAAUCAUAGUAAAAAAGACUUCAAAUAUUUUUUCGAGCAAAUUUUCUUCAAUAAGAGCUUCCGAAGCUUGAAACUAAACUCAGAAACCAAGAUCUUUGCAGAAAAUGAGACCUAGAAAGUCGAAUCGCUGGUUCAUCGAAAAUGUGUCCACAAGUGAGAAAUUUUAUCUAAACGUGGGCAAAUUUGUGAUUGGACGCGAUCAUCACGCAAACGAUUUGAAUAUGAUCAACAUUCGAAAUAUUCCCAAAAUAGAAUGGCAGCACUGUUCUAACCAGCACUGCUCUCUUGAAUUAUCGACAGAUCAAGAAACUGUUCGACUCUCGAAUAUCUCGAGAUUCGGCACGUUCGUCAACGACAUCAAGGCAAAUGGAGUCAUACUUGAAGUUGGUGACAUUAUUACAUUGGUCGACCGAGCGGUGAUAGAAGAAAUGUAUCGACCGUUGAUCAAUAAAUUGUCAUUCAUUCUUCGGCAGAACGAAAUAAACCCGGAAGUGGUUUCCAAACCAGAUCCCGAAGAAGAUGUCAUUAUCAUUUCUGAUGAUGAGGAUGAUUCGAAAAAAAUCAAAGUUGGAAGAAUAAAAAAGCACGUAAAAUUCGCUGAAGACUAUGAAAUAGGUGAACCAUCGAUCAAGAAGGAACCAACGCCCGGAAUAUCUCCAAUCGCAGCCAAUCGUAAUGACGGAUCACCAAAAGGAGAUAACAAAGUGCUUAUAAAAUGUAGUACUGUGAAUACCAAGACCGAACGUGAACCAGAAAAAAAAGCAGCUAAAUUACCGUUGGUAUUGUCGAAAAAACCCAAUCGCAUUGCCCAUACGCCGAAGGUGAACAAUCCAAUCGAUCAAUCCGAAAAUCCACAAAAACAAGCGAAAAAACGUGAAUCAAGAAGCCCACCACGAGUGAUAUGCGAACCAAAAUCUCCCAAAUAUAGUUUAGAUUCGCUACUGACACCAUCGAACAGUCCAAUGGAUAUAGAUGAGCCCGAAUUUGUUGAUCCCACAGCCAAGAUAAUUGGUAUUAUCAUUAACUGGGAUGCGGCGAAAAUUAUGAAUCCGAAAUUCAGAAAGGAGGACUUCUUUAAGUCAAACGUUCAAUUAGUUCCAAAAAAAACCUUCACAGACGUCAAAAACUACGAAAGUGUUCAAGAGUGGGUGCUAAAAGUGAACGCUUGGCAUAAAUUGAAUCAUUACUUAAAAGAUAUUUCGGCCGAUAGUAAUAUUCUCCGUAUAUCUAGCAUUGAGACUAACUUUCGUGGAAAAAUUGAGCAGCUCAUUUUUAAUUGCCAAUGUACGGGCCAAACAAAUUGGGUGAAAUCAAUCGAAGUUAAUGAAGUGUUGGUUGUUGAAGCCACGGUGAGCAGCAGCUCAGCGCGUCGAACAUUUCUGGGUGUUAUUACCCAAAUUUUAAAUAAAAAAGAGAACCUCGUGUCUUUCAAACUUCAAGUCGGUUUGGGAAACAAAGAUGACAUUAGAAUCCCAUCAAGAGCAAGAAUUAUUGCCAACCAUAAUGUAAACCAAUGCAUUAGAUUGUACGAGACAAUCUUCAAUGCACGUCAUUCAAGCCUAUUUGAAGAAAUUAUAAAUCCUAGCGAAAUGCAUUGUUUACAAUUCGGUGUUGAAUUGAACCCACAAAAUUGUAUCUAUCCACUCAAUGAGGAACAACAUAAUACAUUUUCGAAAAUUGUUAACAAUACGAUCGAAGCAUUGAAUGGUGGUAAUGCGUUUGCAACGGUCAUUAACGGUGGCCCAGGGACGGGCAAGUCUAAACUUCUCAUUGAAACACUUAUUGAGCUGGUACGCUCUGAAAAUUUCAAUAAGAAGGGCUUCAAAAUUUUGGUGACUGGUGCAACAGACGAUGAUGUUGAUGCAAUUGGCUAUUGGGUUGACAAGUAUCGUAAUGACGAAAAGCAGAGUGGCAAAAUUACACGUCAAAUGCGUGAGCAAUUAAAAUUUGUUCGCUACGGAAAUGUUCCGGACUCGCUUGUUUCAAAAUAUAUUGCUCAAUAUCAAGCGAGAGAUCUAGCAAAUCGGUCCAGUAAUCCAUGUUUUGACAGAUACCAAGAAAUUUUGCAGACAGCCAAAAUUAUAUUUGCACCAAACGAAAUGUUGAUUCAAUUGAAAAAGUAUGUCGAUAAGAUCGAUGUCAUUUUAUUUGAAAAUGCAUCGGAAUGCGAUGAAAUGAACUCGACCGUUCCACUUUUAUUUUCACCGUCGUCACUUGUAAUGUUUGGUGAUUCAAAUCGGAAUCCGAAAGAUUCGCGAGAUCUGAUCUCUAAAUAUCCCAAAAGUAACACCAAUCAGUCUAUGUUCAAAAGGCUACUUGAUGCCAAGUAUUAUGUCUUACACUUGAACCGCACAUAUCGAUUUUCAAAGUUACUCUUGCAUAUGCUGAAUGAAACAAUGUAUUACGAGAAGCGAUUGGAGCUUUUCAAUAGAGACCAGCAAUUUACGCAACUCAAAGGUUUUGCCGUCUUACACUAUGAAAAUGAAAACGAACAUGAAUUGGUGCAGUUGAUGAAACGAGUGGUUGAAAUUACAUAUCCAAAAUUACGUUCGGCAUCUGCAACUCCGUCAAAUAUUCGAUACGGUAUCAUUCGACCAGCAAACGUUAACACGGAAACAGUGGCAAAAGCAUUAGAUAUGUUUCGAUCACAGGUGACACUUUCCUCUAUUCAGAACUUUAUUCAGAGCUAUUGGUUUUUCGAAAAAGACAUCGUAAUCAUAUGGGUGAAUGAUAGCAUGAAAUAUGAGUACCACCACCGUUUUGCAUCUUUUAUAUCGCUGAUGACUCUAGCGCGAAAGGCCGUUUACUUCAUCGGUUCGACAAAUACAUUUUUGAAUGAUCCGAAUUUAGGAAAACUUUAUCGGUAUGCUGUCAAUAGUAAAGCCAUAUGCGAAGUCAAAAAUAUAAGGAGAAACGAGGGUCUUCUUCAUGAAAUACUGAACAACAAUUCUUAAAACAAUACGAAAUAAGUUCGAUAAUUUGUAUUACCAAUUAGAAUUAGAAUGGAAAAAUAAAAAUAAGUACACAUUUUCCAUAA
This is a messenger RNA of Contarinia nasturtii (swede midge), 3159 nucleotides long. RefSeq lists its product as uncharacterized. Bases 227 to 3076 code for a protein of 949 amino acids. NCBI's taxonomy places the organism in Eukaryota, Metazoa, Arthropoda, Insecta, Diptera, Cecidomyiidae. The record is from RefSeq and is a predicted model, not a curated record. Gene Ontology annotation, molecular function: 5'-3' DNA helicase activity; protein binding. The transcript has 13 exons.